AUGGGUUGUAUAUCUAGUAAAAAGAAAACAAAGCCAGAAGCACUACCAACUCAAGCAGAAUACUCAACCGCCCAAAGUCGAGUCCUGAAGAAAGAAGAGCUAAAGAUUGAAGCGUCAAAUUUCGUAUGAAAAGGAAAAGGCUCUAUCAAAGACCACUACCGAAUGGAAGAGCAACUAGGAAAAGGCGCUUUUGGUUUUGUUCGGCUCGCGACACAUAUUCCUACUGGUCAAAAGCGGGCAAUUAAGACUAUUCACAAGAGCUCUAUAAUAAACGAGGCUGCAGAAAGAAAUAAAUUCAUAACUGCCCACCUCCGUUAGCGAACAAAAUUUUUUUUGUUCACUCACGGAGGGGGUGUUAUUUUUUUUGUUAAAAAAAUUUAUAUAUAAAUCUUAUUAUAAUAAUUUUUUUUUCAAAAUUUAAAAAAACCAAUUCGCAAAAUUGGAAAACAAAUAUUAUUUAAUUUGUAGAAUUUAUGUUUUAAAAUGCAAUUUGUUAAAAUUAAACAGAAUUAGCUAGAUAUUUCAUUAUAAUAAUUAUCACUUAUAUAUCAAUUUUUUUCAUAAACAAUUUUUGUUCGCUCAGGGAGGGGGGAGUAAGCGAAAUUGAAAUUUUGCGAAAAGCAGAUCACCCAAACAUCGUAAAACUGUACGAGUUUUUCGAAGAUGAAGAACACUACCACUUAGUUACAGAACACGUUAAGGGCGGAGAGCUCUUCGAUUACAUUAUUAAAACCAAAAUGCUUUCAGAAAAAAUAGCAGCUCAUUUCAUGAUUCAGUUAUUGAGCGCUGUCCUUUAUUGCCACACAAACAAUAUCGUGCAUAGGGACCUUAAGCCCGAAAACUUGCUAUUGGAGACCCAAGACCACGACGCGAAUUUAAAAGUCAUUGAUUUUGGUACCUCUGCAAUUUUUGAGCCUUGUAAAAAUUUGACUCAAAAAUAUGGGACUGCAUACUAUAUCGCCCCAGAGGUUUUGAGGAAGGACUACAACGAAAAAUGUGAUAUUUGGAGCUGUGGGGUAAUUUUGUACAUACUAUUAAGUGGCAAACCUCCUUUUUAUGGAAGAAAUGACCGGGAUGUCAUUAGAAGAGUGGAAAAAGGGGAGUUCUCAAUGAAAGGGAAAGAGUGGGAAGAUAUCUCACCGCAAGCCAAACAACUAAUCAGCAAAAUGCUGGAUUUUAACCCGCAGACGAGAAUUUCUGCAAGUGAAGCGAUUCAGGAUGAGUGGAUUUGUAAGUACACAGAUAAGUCAGAUCUCACAGAAACUCAAGAGCUCAGGUCUCUUGAAGUCCUCAGGACUUUUCGGGCAGAAGAAAAGCUGCAGUAUGCAGUUCUUUCUUUUAUUUCUUAUCAGCUUGUCAACAGAGAAGAGUCGAAACAGCUGACCGAGAUGUUCAGGUCUCUUGACAUAAACGGAGACGGGAAAAUCAGUAAAGAAGAGCUGCUAGAGGCCUACUCAAAAUCGCUCGGAAGAUCAGCAGCAAUUGAUCAGGUUGAACAAAUCAUGGCAAAAGUUGACGCAAAUAACUCAGGAUAUAUUGACUACUCUGAGUUUAUUAUGGCUGCAACUGCUUUGGAGACACUGAUUAGCAAAGAAAACUUGAAAUCAGCCUUCAUGGCUUUUGAUGCUGAUGGGAAUGGCAAAAUCUGUGCGAAAGAGCUAAAGAUGUUUUUGGGGAAUGAUAUUAAAGUAAGUGACGUUGUGUGGAAAGAUAUGAUUUCACAGGUCGAUUUAGACGGCGACGGAGAAGUGGAUAUUAAAGAGUUCGAAACUAUGAUGAUACAGCUCAGCCGGACCUCUGCUUUGUAA
Messenger RNA from Blepharisma stoltei, 1808 nucleotides. The record is from the annotation of a GenBank genome assembly. NCBI's taxonomy places the organism in Eukaryota, Ciliophora, Heterotrichea, Heterotrichida, Blepharismidae.